Molecule: messenger RNA, 4274 nt
Organism: Stegostoma tigrinum
Lineage: Eukaryota; Metazoa; Chordata; Chondrichthyes; Orectolobiformes; Stegostomatidae
Product: regulator of G-protein signaling 22-like
Exons: 26
Coding region: 849-4214 (1121 amino acids)
Biological process (GO): regulation of signal transduction
Molecular function (GO): G-protein alpha-subunit binding
Source: RefSeq, a predicted model, not a curated record
UUGCCGCGGAAACCACUCGAUGAGGGCCUCAGGCCUGACGGAAAGUAGGGGGAACGCACCCCAGAGACGGGCUCAUCCCCUGACUGGCUAUGGAUCAUCUUUCAUAUCCUCCGUCUCUCAAACCCCACCCGCCGCGUCUCACGUUUAAUUGCCCACUCACGCCGCAGAAGUUCACCCCCACACCCCAGCUAGCAGCUGCUGCUGAACGCCCCGGGAAUACCUUAGCGGGCCUUGCGGUUAACGCUUCAGCUUGAAGACCCGAUGCGAGGCAGGAGGACAGCUUGGAGCAAACGGCUGGAAUGAUUCAACGGGAACCGGGGUGGUGUAAAGGACAGACUUUCAUGAUUGCUUAAGUGGACCUGAAGGAAUGGGAGAGACUUCAUAAACUACAAACCUGCCGUCUUCUCUGAUGACAACAUUUCUAUUUCCAGCACUGCUACUCAAGACAGCCAGCUCAAACUACAGCUAUCAUGUCAGGAUGGUAUAGGAUGAAGUCAUGUCUCUAGGCCCAAAAUUGCUCAGUGAUCUUCCAUCGCCUAUCUGCAGUCUCUAGUUGCAAGUUAAUGGUCUUCCAUCAGUCAUGUUUUCAACCAUCGAGUUAUCACUAUCUAGGGACAUUGAGACAGAAAAAAAUCACAAAGAAGACAGGCACUGAGGAAAUGCUCAAAGUAAGACAACAUCUAUUCCAUUUAACAAGACUGAAACCCAAUCACUUUCACAGAACCUCCGAAUGUAAAAGUAGAUAACUUUGAAGAUUACUUGGUAACAGAUGAUCUCCUAGUGGAUUAUUUCAAUUUAUUUCUCAGCCUAUUUUGAACCCUGUUUACAAUGCAACAGUCAAAUUUAAAAUGAAUAACCCUCCACGAAACCUCACUGCUGCGGAUUUGAACUUUGAAACCACCUUCACUAUACAGUGCCUCGACCAGGAGCAGGGCGUUUCAUGGAUAAAAAAUGAGAGACUCUCAGCAUUCCUUAAGAGUGACUGUUACUUUGAGUACAGACUUGCAAAAUUGCUAUCUCAGUUGGACUGCCACACCGGGCCUGGUACACAACGUGUCGACACUACAUACCAUCCAUGGGUUGUUCUGUCAGAAACAAAAACCAUCCCUGCAGUGGUAGACAAAGCUGAACUUGCCAUGAAAGAAUUGUACAUCUGCCUUGGACAGGCUUCUGUUAGCCAAACCAAAGUGUUGUUCACAGAGGCCAAAGAAGAAAUUCCACUGAUUGUCAUCCAGUCAGACCGCAGGUCUACGAUUAAGACUGAAACAUCUGCAGUAUCAUCAAGAACUUCCUUGCAAACUUUAAGAAGCGAAGGCUCUGAUCUUUCACUCUUGCAUGAGGUUAUGACGAGCGUUGAAGCUGGAAUGUUGCCAAUUAGAAAUAAAACUGGCAGACAGCACUCAGAUAAAACACAUUUCGAAACUGAUCAUGAUCACUGCACUGCCGGACAUACCAAGCCAAAGGUCGUGGAUAAUGAAUUAUUUGAAUUUGUUCCUGAGUACCCUUUGCAGACACCAGCAACAAUUUUUAUGACAGCGAGGUCUGAGAUUGAAACUGAAGAAAAUGAAGAUCAAUACAGCACUGAAGAUUCAAUAGAAAUCCAAGAGGAAGAAGUUAGUAUAGUCAGUGGAACAACAGAAAGCUCAGAGACCAAACUCCCUUCUAAACCUGAUGAAACAGAACGUCCUUUGAACAAGAGUCCAGUGAUUGACGUUCAUAUGGUGCCAACAUCGACUGUUUUAAAAGUUUCUGAGCAGAAUGGGGACAGACAAUCAGAAGAGAGUAAUAGUACAACGUCUCAAGGUUUAAUGAAAGAUGUGGAAGAGGAAAAUACAGAAACUGAUUCUUCUAGUGAAGAUGAUGAUAUUAGACAUGUCUGCUAUGCUACAUCACAUCAUGGUUACAAUUUAAAGAACAGAAAGGGAAUUGAAAGGUUCAAGAAGUUUCUCCAGGAAACAGCUGGUGAGAAAUACUGGUGGCUCUGGAUGGAUAUUGAAAGAUUAAAAAUUAUCGAGGAUGACAAAAAGAGACAAAGCUACCUGAACCUCAUCAGGAAUCGUUAUUUGUGCAGCAAUGGUGAAUUCUACCUGAAUGAGGAAACGCGUACAAAGCUGGACCUAUUAUUUGUCUCAAAUUGGACUUUAGAAAAUUUGUGUCAGAUACAGUCAAAUAUAGUGAUACCUCUACUUCAAUAUUGGGGCCCAAGGUAUUGUGUUAACCAAGGAUUUCCCAUAAGAAAAGCUGGCACAAUACUGAAAGAUUGGGAAGAUCGUCACCUGAGACCUAAGUCAGAAAAAGGUCUACCUACUAAGACUGCUAUAUCAAACCCAAUUCGUACUAAAAUUGAUUGCAACCUGGAAGAGUAUGAUGAUAUCCAGAAAAAGCAUUCAGCAAAGGGACGCCCAGAUAGUGCAACUCAUGUAUCACCACAAAGAAAUCCACUGAAAACAGAAACAGAGAAAACAACUUUCAAAAAUGUGAUGGAGAGCUUUUCCGACAAUCUGGUGAAUAAAGACAACCUUCUCACUUCAAUUGGCAGCAUUUGGACUGAUGGCACAGAUUCUGUAUUUCCUUUUGAAAAUCUAAACUUACGUGAAACAAAAGAGAAUAGCAAUUUGGAGAAGUUGAUGCGGAUCAAAAAUUACCACGAAGCUUUAUGUGAUUAUAAAAUGGACAACUUGCUGCAGGCCCUGCACUACGAAAAUAGGACCGGAUACUUCUUCACUUCUUUUUGCAAACAAACAGGAAAUCUGUUAAUUUUUGCUGAAUACAUUGUUGAAAAAUCCCCAGAAGAUGUGGAAAUAGAUGCAGAAAGCAAGAAAAUAAUCUAUCAAAAUCUGGAGCCACCAUUCGAAGAACUGUUUGAUGAGGUGGAGGAAUAUGUUCUCAUCGUGCUACUGGUUCCUUGGAUGCACAUGAUUGAAAUGGAUAAGUCGAGUUUCAGAAAGGUGGAGUUGAUACAGCAGACUCGGAAAUUGGAUUCAAUAUACUACAAGAAACUUGAGGAACUACGGAGAAACAUGUUUCCUGAUGAAGAAUUCAUUCUUCCUUCCCAUUCCAUCAGUGUGGUAAAACCUCCAGAUGAUGUGAAAGGCUCAAACUACUGGCAGAUCGUUCCUGAAGAAUUCUGUAAUUACACAUUGAAUGCACUUAUUCGUAAUCGCUUAGACCUUGAAAAUUUCCAGGUAUUCCUUCGAGAAAAUUUAGCAGGUAUGGAUCUCAAGUGCUGGAUGGACAUUGAAUACUUCAGAAGAAUACCUCACAAUGAAAAGGAGACUAGAGAUAUUACAUCCAAAGAGAUCAAGACCAAAUAUUUGAAUAGGCAGUACUUCUUUGGACCCAGUAGCCCAGCUACCAAAGUGCAACAAAAUGAGGUGAUGACACUGGCUGGGGGAUGGGGCAAGUUGCUGCAUGAUCGAUUGUCUUCAGAUGUUCUCAUUGAAGUUCAAAAAUAUGUAAAAGCACGCUUGGAAAGAAAAUGGCUGCCAAUGUUUCUGGCUUCAGAAGAUUUUUCUCAGAGGCGCCAUCAACAGGUUCAAAUGCAAGAUGUAGUGGAGGACCAGAUGUUACAAAAGGGUAAGAAGAAGCUCCUGCGGAACAAAUGGCUUUCCUCAUCCAAAGAUAUCAUCGCAUUCCGUAAAACCUUGUUAAAUCCAGUUACAGCCCUUCAGUUUCAACAGUUUGUGUCACUGAAGGGUGAAUUUAUGCAGAAUAAUGUCAUCUUCUGGCUUGAGGUUCAAAAGUACAAGGACUUGUUCCAUUCUCAGGCUAGUGAGGAGACUAUUCAAAAUAAGAUCACCUCCAUCAUCAAUUGUUUCAUCAAUUCCAGCAUUCCUCCACCUAUACAGAUCAAUAUUUCAUCAGAAUGUGCAAGAAGAAUCGUGAAUUACAGACAAGAUCAGGGACCGUAUAUCUUCAGAGAAGCACAGCUGACAAUAUUUGACUUUCUCUUCAAAUUAUGGCCGGACUUUUUGAACUUCCGACAUAGUGUUGCCGAUGAGAGCAUCCUGCCAACCUUGGAAAGAAAACUAAUGAGGAAAUAUGUAAAUGUCAAAAGGAGCGUGACAUCAGAGAGCUCAGAGCAGGAUGUUAUGUUGGGUGCAAAUGAAUUACAGUUUGAGAGCAGAAAGCCCAGCAUAGGUCAACUAUCUGAGAAGAGUGAAGAUAGUGAAAGAAGAAACAACAGGAAACUAAGCCAAACUAAUUCAGGCUGACAACUGAAAAUAAACUUGACUAAAACCCAUGAAUUAAAGUAACUUUACAUCUGAAUGAAG